Molecule: messenger RNA, 3036 nt
Organism: Danio aesculapii
Lineage: Eukaryota; Metazoa; Chordata; Actinopteri; Cypriniformes; Danionidae
Product: NACHT and WD repeat domain-containing protein 2
Exons: 13
Coding region: 1-3036 (1011 amino acids)
Source: RefSeq, a predicted model, not a curated record
AUGAAGUACCGUUUGCAUCAGCGCCACUCGUUCACUCCGAAUUCUUCACUUGAGGACAAAGCUGUAGUGUUUCAGAAUACAAAAACAGUUUUAUUCAAGGAGCAGGUUUCAUCAAACAGUCCUCAUCUCCUGCAGAGCAUUGUGCCUCUAGAGAAGAAAGAGGAGGAUGAGGAGGAAGAAGAAAAUAAAGCAGGACCAGUGCUCCCUCAGAAUGCAUCUUCAUGUACAGAUGAGGCUCCUGAGGGCCAGGGCUCUCUGUCUGAGGGCCCGUUCAGAGAUGCUGAUACUAAAAACAAACAGAGAUCACAUGAAAGAGAGACAAAACAGCAAAAUCAUUCUUUCCUAGACGCUCAAAAUGAUGACAACGUGAAUUAUAAACAGAGGAGAUUUCUGAUCUAUCUUUGUGGUGGAUACAAAGAUACAAUUCCCGAGCGCAGUGCGCUGAUGGAGAGUGUGUAUCCGCGGCUGUAUCUCCACUGUAAGCAGAGAGGAUAUGAUUUCAAGAUGAUUGACUUGCGGGCUGGGGUUGGAGAUCCUGAUUCAGACCGUCAUGAUCUGGCAGAGAUGCACAUAGAGACACUCAGACGAUGUCAGGACACUGAGGGACCAAACUUUUUUGUGUUCACCGGACAGAAGCAUGAAAUACUCUCGCUGCCAAAUACUAUUCCCCAAGCAGAUUUUGAAGCGGUUAUAAAACUAAUGGAGAAAAACAAGAAGAAACUCUAUAGGAGACAGUCAGACAUGGCGGUGGAGUCACAGUCCUGUUUUAUUCCUGCUGGCGACAACAGGAGUUUUGUGCUGGAGAGGGAAACCCAUUUAUCAGAGGAGAAGGAGCUUUCGGAGAGUUCAGCCAUCCUAAGUGAGAACUCGGUGUCCAGCAGUUCAGUGUCAGAUAGAGAACAGACUCCGCUGGCCCUCAGCUGGAUGGAUUAUGAUCAAGAGCUGACUCUCUUACAGACUUGGUAUAAGCUAGACACAAACACAGUUCCUGCUGUGUAUCGCUUACUUCCUGUCAGCACAAAUCACCCAGAUUUCCUCAGUAAGGAUGGACACCGCAGGAAGUUGGGAAGGAAGGCAUGGCGCUCGUCCUGUGUGAAGCUGUGGAGCGUGCUGUGGCGAUCUGGACCCGAGGCCAUCGGAGAAGAGGCCACUUGCCGUCUGCUAAGAACAGUGCUGGACCGGGAAGUGGAAAAGGGUCUUGGAGGGAAGCAGCCACCGGAGGAGUACAGCCACUGUUACAAGAGGAUCAUCACUGACCUUCUGUACAACCUGAAGAACGAACAUGCGUCACAGUUUAUAGACCUGCACAAAGGAAGACCUGAAAUCAACCAAACCUUUCAUCAAGCUCAGCAGCGCUUCAUACGCAACGUCCACCUCAAGUUGAGACACACUAACAUCCGCGAGACAAAUGUCAGCUGGGGAAGGAAAGGUCUGAGUGCCAAACACAACAGAUCUCAUCAGUUUUAUGUGGACCGGCUUUGCUCUCACUUCCAGCGCACUAUAACUGCUUCCCUCAACAGACACAUGCAGGUCCGUCAGCCUAAAGGAUCUUUCGACAUGCAGAGGAAAGAGGUUUCCAGACUCAAAACUCAAGAGGAGAUUCAGCGUCAUGUCAGAUUUGGGAAAACAUUCGCACAGGGCUUUGUGUACAGGCAGAACUUUCUGAUGGAAGUGAAAAGUGCACUUGAAGCAUCAUCAUUCUCCCAGAAUGCUGUGCUGAUAGUUGGAGAACCGGGCUCUGGAAAAAGCAUGACACUUGCCAAAUUGGCACAGCUAAUACCUACUUGGAUACCUGGGGAUGUCAAAGUGCUGGCCUGUUUUGUGGGUCUGACAUCUGACAGCAGAAAUGUGCGUUUGCUCCUCCAGACUCUAUGUCUUCAGUUAGCCAACAUCUACAGCCUCCAAACAGAGAUAUCUGAGUCUCUGUCAGAGUUGUCCAGUGAUCUGUGCUCGUUGUUGGGUUUGGUGACAGAGGAGCGGCCCUUGACCCUGCUGCUGGAUGGUCUGGAUAAUCUGAGUGAGGAACAUGAAGCUGAUCUUUCCUGGCUCAGUGAUAUUCUUCUGCCACACGUCUUCAUUGUUGUUUCUGCCAACACACAGUCUAAAUGUGCUCAUGUUGUACAAUCUCAGGUUAAGGUCUCUGUGCUGUCUCUACCUGCUCUUCACCAUGAGGAGAUCACAUCAGCACUGGCAUCACGACUAUCUUCAGACUCACGCCAGCUUACAGAAAACCAGUGGAUGCUUUUAUCCCAGUCCUGCCUAUCCUGCCCGUCUCCUCUCUACCUCAAUUUAGCCUAUGCAGAGAGCAAACAGUGGAGAUCCUUCACUCCCGAAAACAGUCUCAGCAUCCCUAAGGAUCCAAAUCAACUUUUCAUGAAUGUCCUAGUCAGUUUGGAGCGAGAGUAUGGGUCGUGUUUGGUACGACGUUUGGCUUUGCUUAUUUCACUAUCCCGUUCUGGCAUUGCCGAGGAGGAACUUUUGGUGCUUUUAGGAUGCGAUGGUCAUGUGAAGCACGAGAUGGCGAAUUUGCAUCAUCAGACGCUUCCAGUUUCCGAAUAUUCCCCUGUGCCUUAUGCAUUUGUGGCAGGACUUUUGUACGCUCUGAAGGAUUACGUGACAGAAGUGGAAAGUGACAACACAUGGCUGUUACGCUGGACUCAUAUGGAGUUUCAAUGUGUUGUUUUACAGCGAUAUGCACCAACAGAAGACUCUGUAAAAGCUGUCCAUGCAGACUUUGCUGAUCAUUUCAAUGGGAGUGCUCCGAAUAGCCAGGUUUUUCAACCAUUGGCUUGGAUCAGGAAGGAGAGGGGAAGAAGGUGCUAUGUGUUUAAUUUGCGCAAACUCCACUGUUUGCCGUAUCAUUAUAUCCACUCAGGGCAGAUCAUUCCUUUGCUCACUGAGUGUCUGUUUAACUACGAGUUCCUUCUGCAUAAACUGUGGGGCUUGUCCAUCUAUCACGUCCAGGAAGACCUUAAAGCAGCUGUCAUUGUGGAAAAGUAUGAUUAUUUCAUCAGUGUUUGGUUAUUGUUAUGUUAA